CCACGCUCUGGACUACAUUUCCCAUAAACCUCUGGGUCCGAACUAACCUCGGUUUCGGGUCUAUUUCCGGUGUCCCCAAGGUUCUCGGCUCUGCGAGUUGAGUUUCGUCGGAGGAAGGGCUGCCACAUAAGAAGGGCCUUGAAGCAAAGGAAAGAAUUGUUGCAUAUUUAGAAAUCAAGAUUAAGCUCUGACUUCUCUAGACUCUGUGCUUCACCAGUAGAGGAACCGCAUGGAGGAUUAAUUUGUUCUUGCAGUUCUAGGACCAUGACUGACGGAUUGGUGACAUUCAGGGAUGUGGCCAUUGCCUUCUCUCAGGAGGAGUGGGAAUGCCUGGACCCUGCUCAGAGGGACUUGUAUGUGGAUGUGAUGCUGGAGAACUACAGCAACUUGGUCUCCCUGGAUUUGGAGUCAAUAUAUGAGACCAAAAAUACAUUUUCAGAAAAGGAUAUUUUUGAAAUAAAUUUUUCUCAGUGGGAGAUAAAGGAAAAAAGUAAAACCCUUGGCCUUGAGGCAUCCAUUCUCAGAAAUGACUGGAAGUGCAAAAGCAAAUUCGAGGGACUACAGGGACGUCAAGAGGGAUAUUUCAGUCAAAUGAUAAUCAGCUAUGAAAACAUGCUCACUUACAGAAAAAAUAAAUCUCUUACUCCACAUCAGAGAAUUCAUCAUAGAGAGAAACCCUACGUAUGCAAGGAAUGUGGAAAGGCCUUUAGUCAUGGCUCAAAACUUGUUCAACAUGAGAGAACUCAUUCUGCUGAAAAACACUUUAACUGUAAAGAAUGUGGGAAGACCUUUUUUAGUGCCUAUCAAUUUACCGUGCAUCAGAGAUUGCAUACUGGUGAGAAACCCUAUGAAUGUAAGGAAUGUGGGAAGACCUUUAGUUGGGGAUCAAGCCUUGUUAAACAUGAGAGACUUCAUACUGGUGAGAAACCCUAUCAAUGUAAAGAAUGUGGGAAGGCCUUUAGUCGUGGCUAUCAACUUACUCAACAUCAGAAAAUUCAUAUUGGUGUGAAAUCUUAUGAAUGUAAAAAAUGUGGGAAGGCCUUUUUUUGGGGCUCAAGCCUUGUUAAACAUGAGAUAAUUCAUACUGGCGAAAAACCUUAUGAAUGUAAAGAAUGUGGGAAGGCCUUUAGUCGUGGCUAUCAACUUACUCAGCAUCGUAAAAUUCAUACUGGUGAGAAACCUUAUGAAUGUCAAACAUGUGGAAAGGCUUUUUGUUGGGGCUAUCAACUUACCCGACAUCAGAUAUUUCAUACUGUUGAGAAACCCUAUGAAUGUAAAGAAUGUGGGAAAGCCUUUAAUUGUGGCUCAAGUCUAGUUCAACAUGAAAGAAUCCAUACUGGUGAAAAACCCUAUCAAUGUAAAGAAUGUGGGAAGGCCUUUAGUCGUGGUUAUUACCUUACUCAACAUCAGAAAAUUCAUACUGGUGAGAAACCUUUUGAAUGUAAAGAAUGUGGGAAGGCCUUUAGUUGGGGUUCAAGCCUUGUUAAACACGAGAGAAUCCAUGCUUGUGAGAAAUCCUAUGAAUGUAAAGAAUGUGGGAAGGGCUUUUGUAGUGUGUACCAACUUACUCGACAUCAAAUAUUUCAUACUGGUGAGAAACCCUAUGAAUGUAAGGAAUGUGGGAAGUCCUUUAAUUGUGGCUCAAGCCUUGUUCAACAUGAGAGAAUCCAUACUGGUGAGAAACCCUAUCAGUGUAAAGAAUGUGGGAAGGCCUUUAGCCGUGGCUAUCACCUUACUCAACAUCAGAAAAUUCAUACUGGUGAGAAACCUUUUAAAUGUAAGGAGUGUGGGAAAGCCUUUAGUUGGCGUUGGGGCCUUGUUAAACAUGAGAGAGUCCAUACUGGUGAGAAACCUUAUGAAUGUAAAGAAUGUGGGAAGGCCUUUGGUAGUGGGUAUCAACUUAGUAUUCAUCAGAGAUCUCAUACUGGUGAGAAACCUUAUCAAUGUAAGGAAUGCGGAAAGACCUAUAUUCGUGCCUCAAGCCUUGCUCAACAUGAGAGAAUUCAUAGUAGUGAUAAACCCUAUGAAUACAAAGAAUGUGAGGAGGCCUUUACAUGGACACCUUACUCAAAUGAGAAGAUUCAUAUUGGUGAAACCUUAUGAAUUUAAGAAAUGCAAAGAAUUUUUUUGUGUAUGGACAACUUAACAUGAGGAAAAAUCCUAGUCUGGAGAAACCCUGUGAAUGUAAUGAAUGGUCAAAAGCCUUUCCUGAGUAUGGACAAUUUACUUGACAUCAGCAAAUUUAUACUAGUGAGAAACUUUUUGAAUACAAACAAUAUGAAAAGGCCUUUGGACAUCUGUAUGAUCCUAAUGAAUUUAAGUUUAUACCUGUUUGAAGCCCUUAAAUGUGAGGAAUGUGGGAAAAUCUUUUCUCAUGGCCCAAAGCUUGUUCAAUGUCGGAGAAUUCAUACUUGUGAGAAGUACUUUAAAUGUAAGGACUGUAAGAAGGACCUAAACUGAAUUCAAUUCUAGCUGCACACCAGAGAACUCACACUGCUGUGAAAUCCUACGACUGUAAUGAAAAGGCCUGGGGACAUGGUAGAUGUCUUAGAGUAUACCAGAGAAUUCAUCCUAAUGAGAAACCCUUUGAAUUAG
This is a messenger RNA of Trichechus manatus latirostris (Florida manatee), 2595 nucleotides long. RefSeq names its product zinc finger protein 283 (gene ZNF283). The coding region runs from base 265 to 2103 and encodes 612 amino acids. The record is from RefSeq and is a predicted model, not a curated record. NCBI's taxonomy places the organism in Eukaryota, Metazoa, Chordata, Mammalia, Sirenia, Trichechidae. Gene Ontology annotation, biological process: regulation of transcription by RNA polymerase II. Gene Ontology annotation, molecular function: DNA-binding transcription factor activity, RNA polymerase II-specific; RNA polymerase II cis-regulatory region sequence-specific DNA binding. The transcript is spliced from 5 exons. Gene Ontology annotation, cellular component: nucleus.